AUGGAUUUCACCAAUUCUGGGCUGGAAGCUUCUCGUGGACUCAUCCUCCAGGAUCCUCGUGAAUUCAUCCUCCUCCACUUCUGGUCUCCUCGUGGACUCCUCCAGGACUCCUCCUCCGGUUGUGGGCUCCUCCUGGUCUCAUCCUCCAGGCUUCUCGUGGUCUCCUCCAGGCUCCAGGCUCCUCCAGGACUCCUCCAGGCUCCUCCUGGACUCCUCCUCAAGUUCUGUUCUCCUCGUGGACUCCUCCUCAAGUUCUGGAACUCCUCGGGGACUCCUCCUAAGAUUCUGGGCUCAUCGUGGAUUUCUCCAAUUCUGCUGAAUAUUCAGUCACCGGAUGACCAUUUUUGA
Molecule: messenger RNA, 348 nt
Organism: Caenorhabditis remanei
Lineage: Eukaryota; Metazoa; Nematoda; Chromadorea; Rhabditida; Rhabditidae
Exons: 1
Coding region: 1-348 (115 amino acids)
Source: RefSeq, a predicted model, not a curated record